AUGGGCAGCAACACAUGUGGUGGAUGCGGAGAAAGGGCAGUCAGUAAUGAGGCAGAAAGGAGCAUUAUCCAAGAUAUUGUUACAGCAGUGAUUGUGACUCGAAGAGAAGAUAUAUAUUUGACAGGUUAUGAGAUUUUGAUGGGUUUGCUUUAUGGGUUAGGAGCUCUGGUUUAUGCAACUAGGAUCCCAGAGAGAUGGAUGCCGGGUAAAUUCGAUAUAGCAGGACAUAGCCAUCAGUUGUUUCAUGUUCUGGUAGUUGCUGGUGCGUUCACGCACUAUAGAGCUGGGCUAGUGUAUCUUAAGUGGAGAGAUAUUGAAGGAUGUUGAAGAUGAAGAUUAGAUGGAUUCUUUGAUGUUUUAAAUCUUGUUUGUAGUAGCUUCAUAUAGAAGUUGGAUUAUGUAAAGUCUUAUCUGUAAUCAAACGUUUAAUUGUUUCCUUUAUUCAUCAAAAGGAUUGAUAUUGUU
Molecule: messenger RNA, 465 nt
Organism: Arabidopsis thaliana (thale cress)
Lineage: Eukaryota; Viridiplantae; Streptophyta; Magnoliopsida; Brassicales; Brassicaceae
Product: hemolysin-III related integral membrane protein
Exons: 3
Coding region: 1-327 (108 amino acids)
Biological process (GO): response to hormone; response to sucrose
Cellular component (GO): membrane
Source: RefSeq, marked reviewed